This is a messenger RNA of Trichobilharzia regenti, 729 nucleotides long. Lineage: Eukaryota; Metazoa; Platyhelminthes; Trematoda; Strigeidida; Schistosomatidae. The record is from the annotation of a GenBank genome assembly.
AUGGCUUCGCGACAUAUUCCUUAUACGGAUAUGUCAGAUAUGGGUCGUGCAGCUCAAGAGACGGAAAUGCAACGUGCUGCUAAUCAACAGUUAAUUGAAGAAGGCAGAAUAAUUAAGCAUAAAGAAUUAGAAAAGCAAAGACGUGAAGAGGAGAAUGACGAAGACAGUAGCAGUGGACGUCCUGAUGUUAUUAUCAGGGUUAACUCUGGUGGUACAUCACGGUUGAGUAGUCAGCGUUCUUCUGUUGAUUUUGCAUCAUCAAGUAGUUCAAGGAAUUUAGAUGCUCGUGAACUACGUACACAAUUAAUACAAUUAGAAGAGAAAGUGAAAGGUGCAAUGUUAUCCAAUGUUCAAUUGGAUAAUGAUAAACAAUUAUUAAAAUAUGAAGUUGAUCUGUUGAAAGAUAAGCUCGAAGAUCUUACAGAUGCUUAUGCUUCUUUGAAUAAGAUUUUCUUGGAGAAUAAACGGGAAUUAUCCUAUCAAAAAAUGCAAAUUAUUGAGUUGACUCAUCGUCUAGAGUAUGCACGUCAUCAAGUUGAAGCACGUGAUCAAUUGAUUGUUGAACAUGGUUUAGUGUUAGUUGGUGGAGCUAGUGCUGAUAGUGUUACUACAUCAUUAUCGUGUUUAUCUAAAAAUGACGAAUCUGUGACAGGAAAUAAAUCGAAGUAUAAUGAUAAUACGAAAAUGAUGAAUGGUGGCGGUCUAUCAAAAAUAAUCAUUCCAAAUUAA